CCGACCGCGGCAUGUACCCUUACGCCGCGUUCGCCGCCGUCUUCGGCCGCGCAUGCUCCUCCACCAUCGUAGACCGCAGGUUCGUGCUGCUCACCAGGAUGUGCACCGACGCCAGGCCGGACGACGGUAUCGUGAUGGCGGGCGGCACGGAGUUCACGACGAUCCAGGACCUGACGCCGCCAGAGGUGCAGAUCCGGCAGAUCCAGCGGUGGUGGGUCCAUCCGUACCGGCACGUACUCUGGCACGACAUCACCAUCGCGCGCCUCUUCGCACCCUGGGUCUUCGGGGAGUUCGUCGGCACGCUGCCCAUUCCCGACCAGCACACGCAGCUGUACGGGAUCAACUCAGACAAGAUUCCGAAGGGGCCGAAGCUGAUCCGCGAGUGCGGCGAGAAGGUGCUGUGCAACUACUUCAUGUACCUGGGCUACUACAAGGGCUGGAUCAACCGCAUCAUCUACAACAACACGCUAACAGACACGGACUCCACGCCACUGUCCACCAGACACCCCAUCAUCCACGGGACCGAGGGUGGGAUAAGGGCUGCAGCAGCUGCCACCGCAGCAUGUCCCCUGCUACACGGCCAGUAAUGCGGCUGUGGGUGGUUGCGACGGCCGCGGCGCUGCUGCUGCUGGCGGGGGCGGCGACUGCGGAGAGCGACCCCGCGCUGGUG
Schistocerca serialis cubense is the source of this 670-nucleotide messenger RNA. RefSeq lists its product as uncharacterized. The record is from RefSeq and is a predicted model, not a curated record. The transcript is spliced from 4 exons. Bases 12 to 587 code for a protein of 191 amino acids. Lineage: Eukaryota; Metazoa; Arthropoda; Insecta; Orthoptera; Acrididae.